Arachis ipaensis is the source of this 1349-nucleotide messenger RNA. Lineage: Eukaryota; Viridiplantae; Streptophyta; Magnoliopsida; Fabales; Fabaceae. The record is from RefSeq and is a predicted model, not a curated record.
GCACCUCCCUCUCCGUUCAUUUUUUUGUCACUUAUACAUAGAUAACAAUAACAUAACGUCCCAGAACUCCGAAUUCCCUUCUCUCUUUCUUCUUCUCUCUUCAUAUAACAAUGGACAGAGACAUGCUUCCAGCAAGGUCUCAUCCUCUUUCUUGGACGGAACCCUUACUUGCAGAAGACAGCACUGACAUUGGAAUUCCCAUGAAUGCCCCUCUCACUUCCUUCAAAACCAUACCCCAGCCUCCUCCAAUUACCAUAAACCCCUUCCCCUUCCUCACUGCUAACACUAACGAUAACAACUUCCUCACUUUGGGAAUGGGGAGUUUGGAGAGGAAAUGGGGAGAGGGGGAAGUUGAAGAAGGUAGCAUUGAGGCUUCAGUGUGGAAUUACGAUUCUGAUGAGAAUGUUGAGAGUGGUAGUAAGGCUGUGGUGGUGGAGGAGAGUGGGAAUCAUAGCGGCGGAGGGAAUGGGAAUUUGAGCUUGAGUGGCGGUGUCAAUGGUGGAGAUCAGAAAGGGAAGAAGAAAGGGAUGCCGGCGAAGAAUCUCAUGGCGGAGAGGCGGCGCAGGAAGAAGCUUAAUGAUAGGUUGUACAUGCUUAGGUCUGUUGUGCCAAAGAUUAGCAAGAUGGAUAGGGCUUCGAUACUUGGGGAUGCAAUCGACUACUUGAGGGAGUUACUGCAGCGGAUUAAUGAUCUUCACAAUGAACUGGAGUCAACUCCACCUGGCUCUUCGCUGCAAUCUUCCACCACCAGCCUUCAACCUUUGACACCCACGCCGCAAACCCUUCCGUGCCGGGUGAAGGAGGAACUGUAUCCUGGCGUCUUGCCAAGCCCCAAAAACCAACCUGCAAAGGUGGAAGUUAGGGUGAGGGAAGGGAGAGCUGUCAACAUUCAUAUGUUUUGUACUCGCCGACCAGGUCUUCUGCUCUCAACCAUGCGGGCUCUGGAUAGUUUUAUGAUCCUUUCCCCCAAUUUUGUUUGGGCAUUCCAAAUGCAAUGCAGAGAAGGGCAGGAUGUUCUUCCUGAGGAAAUCAAAGCAGUGCUGCUGGAUUCAGCAGGGAUCCAUGACAUGAUGUGAUUCAAGCUCUUCAUUGAUAAAUGGCUAACUGUUUGUUGCAACUUGCAAGCAGUAUCCAAAUGCAUUACCUCUUAACAAUUACUGCCUGUGAAGGCAUAACCAUGAAGAUCGAAUAGGUUAGCUUAAUCCGUAGGUUUGAGAAGUUGUCUUGUGGUGUUUUCUCAUGAUUUUGAGCAAAGCAAAUGAACUUUAGAUUUUUAUUUUUAAGUGAUGGAAUAUUAUUUGUUUUACUCUGACCUAUUUUAGUCAUGGAAUAAUUUCUAUUUUAUUUUA